GCCGCGGGCAGUGAUGAGGCGGCGGCGGGCAGCGCCUGGCGCCGCGCACCCGGAGUUUGUGCGCUGCCCGUCCUCGUCUCCCUGAUGCUCUGAGCCCGAGUCUCCUCCUCUCCCCGGGCUCGCACCCGGGCUGGAUGCUCCGCUCGCUCCUCGCUUCCCUGCCACAGCCGCCGGCCGCUUCCCGCCGCCCCGCAAGCAAUGGAGCCGUCCGCUGCCCCGCUGGACACCACUCCGGACCCCGCCAUCGUGCAGCCCCCCGGGGCCAACCCGCCGGGAGCCCCCCGGGAGCAGCCGCAGCAGCAGCAGGAGCAGCUGCGGAUCGGGGAGAGCGGGCAGUUCAGCGAGGGGCUGGAGGACAGAGGUUUACUAGAAAGCAGUACAAGGCUAAAACCUCAUGAAGCUCAAAGCUACAGAAAGAAGGCAUUGUGGGUUUCCUGGGUCUCCAUUAUUGUCACACUGGCUCUUGCAGUGGCUGCUUUCACUGUCUCCGUAAUGAGAUACAGUGCAUCAUCCUUUGGAUUUGCUUUUGAUGCCACCCUGGAUGUUUUGUCGUCAGCGAUAGUUUUGUGGCGUUACAGCAACGCAGCCGCCGUGCACUCUGCACACAGGGAGUACAUGGCUUGUGUUAUCUUGGGUGUCAUAUUCCUCCUGUCAUCUAUAUGUAUUGUGAUCAAAGCCAUCCACGAUCUUGCGAAGAGGGUGCUUCCAGAAGUGGAUGAUUUUCUGUAUAGUGUAUCUGUUCUAAGUGGAAUCCUUUGCACCGUUUUGGCAGUAAUCAAAUUUAUGCUGGGAAAGGUCCUUACAAGCAGAGCACUGAUAACUGAUGGUUUCAACUCUCUUGUAGGUGGAAUAAUGGGAUUUUCCAUCCUUCUUAGUGCAGAAGUGUUUAAACACAAUUCUUCUGUCUGGUACCUGGAUGGCAGUAUAGGAGUGUUAAUUGGACUUACAAUAUCUGCCUAUGGAAUCAAGCUGCUCAUCGAUAUGGUGCCCAGGGUGAGGCAAACGCGCCACUACGAGAUGUUCGAGUGAAGGUGCUGCCCUCUCCCUGCAAGGACUGUGAAACCACAGCAUCCUUGGCAAGUGGUGCCAAUGGUAUUUUCCUCAAUAUGCAGUUUGCUUCCCCGUGGUCUGUUUCUGUUGAAGUUUGUUUGAAUGGGAAAUCUCUCUGUAAAUCUGGCAUAUUGUGCACACUGCUUGCGAUUCAGCCAAACAGCAGCGAUAUGGUUUGGUUUUUUUAUUUUCCUUAUUUAUUUCCAGUAUGCUAUUGAUUCCUGUGACAAUAGAAAACAUGCAGUUUUCAGUUUGAACCCAGCUGCCAUGUUGUAUAUUCCAGAGUGAAAGUGUUCUCGAUGGUGUGGUAAGCCUGUGGGUAAAGAAGUGCCAGUUUCAGAUUUGAGUUUUGGAAUUUUUUUCCCCUGGCCUGUAUUUUCCCAAACACAUGCUGUAACAGGAGUACAAUCCUUGCUGACCUCUUCGACUAAGAGUAUCUUACAUAGAGUCUGGACACCAAGAGCUGUGUUGCUUAAAACACUGAAGUAGCUACUUCCACCCUCUUGUUGAAAUAGACACCCAAAAAGAGCAGGUACAGCUCUUUCUGUGAUCAGAGAUACUGCAUUUCAACCCCAAAUUAACUGAAACGAUGCCUCUUCAAUUUAAAGUCUAUUUUUUCUUAAUGAGACACAGUUCAUAGCUUUGCAUGGACCCAAGAAGCACACACAGUAUUACUGUACAGACCAAAGCCAAAAAAUCAUGCAGGGAAGAGGAGCUGCUCAAGGAAUGGGAUUUUCAUCUCCUAUUUUACCAUAUGCAGCUGUACCAGCGUGUGUGACGUUGUGGUUGCUCUGUAGUCUGACAAAGGCACAGCAGUAGCUCAAUCUCGUGGUGAGAUACAGAUCUAUUUAUUAGAUUUAGAUUGUCCUGUAAAGUGUUGCUCACUUUCCACCACACAUCUUAUAUAUUACUUAAUAGCAGGCUAAAUGAUCGAAGAUUCUUGAUGUAUAAUCAAUAAAACUGGUAUCUAUUUUAUACAGUAUCUGUAAGUAACAUUUGAAAACUAUUUCCAGAAUGUAUCAUAGAACAAAGUCUUCCUGUAUAGCAGCCUAUUAAACUGGAUUCUCUGGCUAUAGCCAUUUUCUCCUUAUUUUAUGUAUUCCAGGUCAGUUUGCACAACAGAGAACCAGUAAUGUUUCUUCUAUUCAUCACAGGUGAAUAAAAGAUAGGACAGACUACUGUAGAGUUUGAAAUAAGACUGUGGUAAGUAGGUAAGUAGCUAGAAUGCCCAUUUCUAGUGCAUAACAAUAGACUACAGAUAUGAGAGUAGAUGUACAGUUUGGCUGAUCAGUGAGGGAUAUACAGUGGAGACACAGUGCUGUCAAAACUGUAUUUACCAUCAUCUCUGACUUGCCGAGGUCCUUAAGGAUCUCCAGUAAAAGCCAACUCCCACAGAUUUGUGUUGGAAGAGACCCCCCUGUGGUUUCCCUGACCUGGCAGUACCCAUAUGGAAAGAGAACAUGCCUCAAUACAGGAUUCCUUUUGGUAAAAUGAAAUUUACUCUGCUGCUAUUGCUUGUUUUCCCAUCUUUUGGAUCAAUUAGGUUUGUAUUUGUAUAGUAUUUGUAUGCCAAGUGGUGCUACCAGUGCUGAUUCUGCUUGUGCCUUGCUGUCACAGGAUGAUGUCACUCAGCUGUAAGGUGACAAAGGAGCUGUUUCAGAGGACCAUUCAGCAAGGACUCCAGAAGGACUGCAAAGUGUAGGAGCACUCAUUGUUCUCUGCACAGGUGGAUUUUUAAAUACCAAAUGCCACCCCAAAACCCUGUCUUCCUGCACAAGACCUUAAUGUCUUACACUUUUGCUUUUCCCAUCAUGUUUCUUCUCUCACACCAGUUCCAUGGAGAGAGCUGUGGAGCUGAUACUUCCUCAUUGAUUAACAGUGCUUGUCAGGCAUCCUCAGCCUCAGAAUCACAAAGCCAGGGCCUGAACCAGCAACAUUAGACAUUUCAUGGGUUUCUUAGUUUUCUUGAUACUGCUCACCCCUGAGGGCUUUAUUUCCACUUCAGUCCCAUUUCUAGUUUUGAGAAUGACACUUGAGAACUACAAGAAGUGCUGCUCCCCAGGGCUGUGCAGUCCAGCAGCUUGUUUGUAGCCCAGUGCUGCAGAAAACUGAGGAGAAGGGACAGGGUAGUGGCUGAACUCCUGAACCUUUGCCACACCAAAGUCCUAAACCACUGAAAGUAUGCAGGACACUCAAACCAACACCCAGCUCAAACAUUAAAUAGUUCUGUUAAAAUGCUGAGUGUAAACAGGAGCACAGAUGUGACCAUACACAAAGGAAGGUUAAACACUCAGUUAAUGAAGUUUCACACUUUCUUCUGGAACUCUGGAAUGCUCUGAGGAUGCUUCCAAGUACAUACAUCUGAAAAGGAAAAUGGUUAAACAAGUUAAUCAUACUCUUAUCAGAUUAGUUUAAACCAAUUGCAGAGAGUUUUCAGCUACCACAGAUGCUUCAAAGAAUUGCUAGUAUCAGCAGGUAAAUACAAGAUAAUAACAGAAAUACUUGUGCUACUUGAAAAAGUGCAGGAAAAAAUGAUUCUCAGAAAUGGUGGUAAAGCCAGCAGGCAUCAAGGAGACUCUGUGGGGUACAUGACAAUAGCAGAGAAAAUAACUGCUCAUCCAUCUCCUGUGACACUGCUCGGGCCAGCCACCCUCACAGGGAACAGUUUCUGUAUGAGUUUGCUUUAUUAAAUGUCAGUGCCAGUUAAUUUUUUCCAGCUAUGAGAUGGCAAGUGUACUUCCAGCUAGGCUAAGUGAAGGUGGACUAUUCAAAAGCUGCAACAGCUCAAAAGCACUUGGACUAAUCACCUGAAACUUGGCACUGGCCAACAUAAUAACCUGCCUGGUGAUCACAGCAGCCCUCAGCCCUGCCAAGGGCUCUUUGUUGUGCACAGGACGUGAGGAAGGAGCCCCAGUGCUCACACAAGGAAAGGACUGGCCAGAAUGAGGCUGCAAACUGACACUUAUUAAAGCCUGGCCAAGCUCAGAAUUGCAAGUUAAUCCCUGAAAGUGACUGUGACACUGAGCAGAUGCUUUGAAUCUGGCCAUAUUGUUCAGCAGAGAAGGGAGCUAUCAAAGACUCUGUCAGGAUCACAUGAGCUGCGAUCCUGAACCCCCAGCCAGGGCCCACACACCAGGUAGGCAUGGGAAAUGAUAAUGUUCACUUUUAGCUAAAAGACAGAUUUCUUUGAAUCUUGAUUGUCAUUAAAAAAUCACCAGACUAACAUUUGCUGCUGAUUUAUUCCAUUUUACUUGCUGUAGUAGGCAGACCAUAAAUAAGCAUCAUCCAACCAUGGUGGAGAGAGAGCCUCAAAAGAAGCUCCCUAAUGACGUUCCAGAAAUGGACCUGAAGCAGAGAUCCCAGACAAGAAGCUCCUCAGAUGUGGGCAAGUUCAGCUGUAGGUACCCCUGCAGCUGGGAAUGUACCACAGAGGUGCUCACCACUGCCAACACCACCUGCAUUUCUGCAAUCCCAGCUGCCUGGGAAAAAGUGAAGGUAUUUCUGGCAUCCUUUUUUGUGGGCCAGCUCAGGGAGAUGCUAGGCCACGGGACAAGGAUUAAUAGAAUAGUUUGGGGUGGAAGGGAACUUUAAAGCUCAUCUAGCUGAAGGUUAUCCAGUUCCAUCUAUUAAGCCUUAAUAAUAUGCAAACCAGGAAUGUUUGUUCCCAACCUGACAACACAUUUUUCCUAAGCAGUCAAAGAGCUAAGGAAGCUCCUUGAACAGAGAUUAUCCCUGGAAUUCACAGACUUGUGUAGAUGCUUCUCACAGUGUUUGCACAGAGUUUGCCUGUGCUGGUGUGCUGCCACCGAGAGGAGCUGUGACAGCAGCAUCCCUGCACUUCUGGCUGUGUUUAUCCAGGACCAGGAACUGCCCAGGAGCAGCACACAAAAACACAUUCCUGUGGCCUGGCGUGUGGGGCCAGGUUAUGCAAUGUGAGAGCAUAAUUAAUUCAAGUAACAGAGCAGCCAGGGAUAUUCCCCUCUCCUGUUCCCCCCAGGACUGGGAGCUGCUGUUUUCCUUCCAGCCAUGGGAUCAGUACUGGAGGUAGCACCAAACAGUUCCUGCUUUCUCCCUGUUCAGUGGGAUCAGCUGCCCACUGUGGUGGGCACAGCUCAGCAGGAGCUGCAGGAGGGAAGCUCAGAGCUCAGGGACUAACACUGGCACCAACACUCAGCUGCAGGCAGGCUCAAAGCACACUUUCUUCCAAGUUAGUUGAGCAAGUAACUGGGAAACAUCCCAAUUUGUCAGCUGCCACUGCUGACACCAAGCCCAGCACCCUUCUGAACUCGCCUCUUGCUGACACAGCCUGUAGGGAUUGUUGUCACCCCUCACCUUACCACGGAGCAAGGAGUGCAGGCAGAACCCAAGUCUGCAGCACAGCUUGGGCUGACCACAUCAAUUCCACCCUCCUAUGGAGCUGGGGAGGGAAUGAAAGCCAAGAGAGGUCUCUGGGGAUUUGGCAGCUUCCCUUCCAAGAUCCCUUAGAAUGUAAGCACCAGCUGUUACCUGCUGUACCUGGGUACAUUUUCUUUGGAUUUUUUACUCUUUCAGCAUUUUUGUCCAGCACUGGUUUGCUCUGAUGUGUGUCUCCUCACAAGGAGCUAAAUGCAAUCUCCAUUAUCAAUAAAAUAAAAUAACAAGUCCUGACAAGCAU
This is a messenger RNA of Oenanthe melanoleuca, 5704 nucleotides long. RefSeq names its product transmembrane protein 163 (gene TMEM163). Lineage: Eukaryota; Metazoa; Chordata; Aves; Passeriformes; Muscicapidae. Gene Ontology annotation, cellular component: synaptic vesicle membrane. The record is from RefSeq and is a predicted model, not a curated record. The coding region runs from base 199 to 1029 and encodes 276 amino acids. Gene Ontology annotation, molecular function: zinc ion binding. The transcript is spliced from 8 exons.